Molecule: messenger RNA, 4128 nt
Organism: Exophiala oligosperma
Lineage: Eukaryota; Fungi; Ascomycota; Eurotiomycetes; Chaetothyriales; Herpotrichiellaceae
Exons: 3
Coding region: 1-3852 (1283 amino acids)
Cellular component (GO): Golgi apparatus
Source: RefSeq, a predicted model, not a curated record
AUGUUUCAGCGCCUUAAAGGCGCAAUAGACAGAGGAAUCGCCGAAGAACAGGCUCGACAGCGCCAGGUUGCCACCGGCGUCCAACCCACCAGAAACUCCCAGAGACGACGCCCGCAAGCCCAGAACGGCACUGCUCAGAGAUCUGGCUCGAAGCAAAGGAACCCGAACGAUGGCCCACCCGAGAAAGGCCCAGAUCCUUCACAGUUCGAGGCCGACUUCACAAUCGGAGAUGACGAGAGUGCAGAGCCCAGUAGGGUAGGGACCCCGAAGCCGGAGAUGCGGAAAGAGGAGGUUCAACAAGCAGAGGGAGAGGCAGUGGCAGCAGCCACACGCGAUGAUGAACCGCAGGCGGAGCAAGGGGCUGGAGAGCUGGCGACUGAGCACAGUGAGGGACCACAGCCAGACACAAACGGCCGGGCACCCAGCCCCUUGCGCCCUCAAGAUCUUCCCACUGAGGUGCGUGUCAAACUGCGAAAGCUCGAUCGCAUGGAGGCAAAGUACACCGAAUUGUUGAAAGCCUAUAAGAUGGCGCAUUCAAGGAUUCAAGCAGUCGACUCUUUCGAGGCCUCUUUACGGGAGAAUACACCCCUGACAAGUAUCAAUGAUCCCGGCGCGCUGGUCGAAUAUCUGAAUCAGAUCAACUUGAAAAGCGACAUGGUACUGGACGAAUUGAAACGGGUCACCACUGACCGAGACGAAUAUAAGAAGAAAUUUCAGGCUUCAGAAAAAGGGACGGCCAAGAUGCACACAGAAAUCACCGAGUUGAAGACCACUGCCACAGCCGAGUCACAUCGACAAGAAGGUUCUACAGAGUCAGAGAAGCCGGUGCCUAUUACUACUCUAUCAACGAUUGACACUGCAUCGUCGAAAGCAAACGCGGAAUCGGAUCAUGGUGCAAAAUCGCCUGCGUCGACUUCUUCCCGGAUUGCAAGUUUCUCCCUCUUCUCGCCCCGCUCGAAAGCUGCAUCACCACCACCUAGGGAUACGUCGGAAGACAUGUUUUCGUACGAGUCUGAACACUCUAGGUUGGAGUCUGAGUUACAAGACCGCCAAGGGGAGGUAGCAGAUCUUAAAAAGCAAGUUACCAAUUUGCAGAACGACUUGAAAGUCGCACGUGAAUCAACAGAGAGCAUGGUGCAAAGUUUAGAGACCGCCACCAGAGAACUGCACAUCCUCCGGGAAGCCAAAGACAAGUUUGAUGAGACCAAAUCCGAAUUGCAGAAGAAGCUUGAUGAAUUCGAGUCUAAGGCUGCAUCUGAAACUGGUACGUCAGAGAGUCUACAGGCCGAGAUCAAUCAACUACAGGCUCAGAAAGAUGAAGCUUCCAGACGAAUCGAACAAGUAGAAGCUCAGAUUCGCGAUCUGGAAACGACAAAUGCCGCGCUAAAUGAGCAGAUCGAGUCGAGUAAGAAAGAUGUCAACAUAUUGAAUGAGAAGCUGGCCCAAAAGGAUGCUGUCGUGAAGGAUCUUGAAGAUACCUUAGCAACAUACAAGUCAGCAGAACGACAAGAAGCAUCGCAAAAUAAAAAUACCAAAGCGGCUGAAAAGAAAUUGGCUACCAUGCAGGGCAUCAUGGACUCGCUGCGAAGCCAAUUGGGCAAUGCCGAGACUACCGUUGCUGAAUUGAAGUCAGAACUUCAGAAGAAUCAAGAAGACUUCUCAAAACGACCGUCGACGAAAGUGUUUGGAUUUCUAGAUGACAGUUCAAAGUCGAAACUCGACAUGUUGCAAACACGGGAAGAUGUGGUUGAUUAUCUGGCCGAGAAUUUCGAUCUACAAAAGCCUCCUACCAAGCAGGCUUCUGCAGAGGUGGCCGCCCCGUCGCCUGCUCCUUCAGAACCCACGACAAAUGCAUCGAAGAAGAAGAACAAGAAAAAGAAGAAGGGUAAAGCUCAAGCAGCAGUAGGUGAAGACGCAGAGCCUGAUGUGCCGGUAAAGGUCUCGGAAAAUCUCGCGGAAGUGGAGGACAAUACGAUCGAAAGCCGCAGAGCAGCUCAAAUCGAGAUCCCUAAGCUUGAAGAAGAGAUUACGAAUCUGAAGUCGGAGCUGUCUGCGAAAUCGCAAACAAUCGAACGUCUUUCUAAGCAGUUGAAGGACCAGGAAACUCUACAAGAAGAGAUUGAAACCUUGCGCGAUGAUCUGCUGCACCAAGGAGAAGAGCACGUUGAGGCGCGCGACUCCCUGAAAGAAGCACAAAAACACAAGCAAGAGCUUCAAGAAUCUAUGGAUAAGCUUGAAAAGGAACUCCUCGAGGCUCGUAAAGCGGCUGCAACUGGCGUCGACUCUGAAAAAGCACACAAGGAAAUUUCACAACAGUUUGAUGAGCUCAAGGGUCGAUGUUCGAGUUUGGAAAAGGACCUUGCCGCCUCUGAACAACUUGCCGCGGCUCGAUUUAAAGACAUAACCGAUCUGAAGGAUCUGCUUUCGAAGGCCCAGCCAGAGUUGAGGGGCCUGAGGAAUGAAGUAGCUGAGCUGCGAUCGGUCAAGGAUGAUCUCAAGAACAAGGCUGGAGAGCUCAAGAGACUUGAAGCCCGCCAUGAAGACAUCAAGGCUGAGCUUAAAGGCCUCAGCAAGAGACUUGGUGACAAAGACUCUGAGAUCAGGGAGCUGCAACAGAAGGUCGAACAGGAGACGAAUGGGAGGACUAAACUCGAGAAGGAAAUGGAAAAGACAGAAGCUGAACUUCGUUCAGCCGAACAUCAGCGCCAGGAAGCCGCCGCUUUGUCUGAUGGCUUGAAUAAAGACCUGAGCAAAGCAAAGGAGGAAUCGACAACACUCAGGGCGAAACUCCGUGUUCUUGAAGAACAAUUAUCAGACCACGGCCGGGAGGUAACAGGACUGAAGGAAGAGCUGUCGUUGAAAACCGCUUUACACUCGUCUGCGCAGUCUCUUGUCCAGUCACUGCGGGAUCAGACACACGAGCUGAACAUGCAGGCGCGCGAGGCGUCCACUCGGGCAGACAAUCUGGAAGAAGAGCUGGCAGAGGCGCAACGGAUGCUAUCAGAGCGCACGAGAGAGGGCCAAACCAUGCGGAUGCUCCUAGACCAAGCAGAGAGCGGCACCGAGUCCAGAAUCCGCGAAAUGAAGGAACGCAUGGACGCGGCCAUUGAAGAACGUGACCGCGUCGAAGACGAAGCGAGCGUGAGCAGUCGACGCAUGAUGCGCGAAGUUGAGGACGCCCGAAGCAAAGUCCGAGACGCUCAGCGAGCCCUGAAGGUCGUGGAGAACGAGAAAGAAGAGCUCGAAAUCCGACAGCGAGAUUGGAAGAGAAGAAUAGACGAGCUUGAACAGACGUCCAAUCGUGCAUCCAAAGAAGUCGAAGAGCUCCGCGCCGCCAUGACCGGUCUACGCGAAGCCUUGGACGAGAGCGAGAGACAAGUUCGCGAGCUUGACGGACAAAAGCUCGACCUCCGAAAGAUGGUCGACGAGUCUCGGGAACGGGUCGAGAAGCUCACAAAGGCCAACAAGAAUCUCACGGAAGAGCUGAAGGCGGCGCAACAACAGACUGGCGGUGGUGCCAAGGGCCUCCGAGCUUCCAAUCGGGUCGGGACGGGCCUCGAAUCAGGGGUCCAGAGUUCCAGGACCUCGAUCGACUCCUCGAGCGCGAGGUCGCCGGCUCCCAAGGAGAGAAUGCUCUCCACGAGCACGAGUCGAAGCGAGACACCCAGUGGCGGCGGCGGCGGUAUGAGCCAGGGGACGGUGGAUUAUGUCUAUUUGAAGAAUGUAUUAUUACAAUUUUUGGAGCAAAAGGACAAGGGCCAUCAGCGACAAUUGAUACCGGUCUUGGGAAUGUUGUUGCAUUUUGAUCGAAAGGACGAACAGAAAUGGGUUGCAGCGAUUUCAGCACGAUAAAUUUCUUUUCAACGCUGUCUAUGGUCAUGGGAGGUUGGCUUGAGUGAUGAUGCCACAUAACGUAUGCUAGUGCUAGGCUUGCCACUGUGUCAGCUUGAGGGAUUGGGAUAGAUCUUGAUUUUCCUUGCAGUCAAAUCGUAGAGGGGGGGCAAGGGGUUGUGUCUGAUACGAGAGGAAAUGAAAAAGAGGAAAAAAAGAACAUUUACGAAAUACCAAUGUCGUGCGAUGUGAACUGAAAGAACCAAAUAUCAAUUUUGACUUGCUGUACUCCGGACU